This is a messenger RNA of Colossoma macropomum (tambaqui), 5089 nucleotides long. RefSeq names its product integrin, alpha 7 (gene itga7). Lineage: Eukaryota; Metazoa; Chordata; Actinopteri; Characiformes; Serrasalmidae. Gene Ontology annotation, cellular component: integrin complex; external side of plasma membrane. Gene Ontology annotation, molecular function: integrin binding. The transcript is spliced from 26 exons. Bases 272 to 3538 code for a protein of 1088 amino acids. The record is from RefSeq and is a predicted model, not a curated record. Gene Ontology annotation, biological process: integrin-mediated signaling pathway; cell-cell adhesion; cell-matrix adhesion.
CACUUGUCCUCUAUGUGUGUGUCUCAGAGCGAGGGGGGACACACGGGGGGACGCUGCAGACUCUCACCCCCCCCACACACUAACACACAUUAGCCCACCACGGUCACGCUCACACACCACACCGAGUGUCAGCAGAGAGAGAGAGAGAGCAGGGCUGAGAGAGCCGCUCAUGUCGCUUCGGUUUGCUCUAUUAGAGUACUUGCUCUUCUGGUAGUCCUUCAGGGAACCCGUAUCUGCUCUGGAACAUCUACAUCAGUGUGUGGACUGUGUUAUGGAUCUGGAGUGCCGGAGCAGCAUGGUGGGCCGCUGGGCAGGACUGAUCGGCCUGCUGCUGGUGGUCUUCUCUGUGCCGAUCUCAGCUUUUAAUCUGGACACCACAGACACUCUGAACAAGGAGGGAGAGCCGGGCAGCUUCUUCGGAUUCUCUCUAGCUCUUCAUCAGCAGCUCUCACCACAGCCAAAGAGCUGGCUGCUGGUUGGGGCUCCUCGGGCCAGAGGCCUUGGCACUCUGAGGAACAGUCACCCUGGAGCUUUAUAUCGCUGUCCAAUCACAGCGGAGGAGUACGACUGUGAGAGAGUGGACAUUGACGGAGACGUGAGUCUGGAGAGGGAGAAUAAAGAUAACCAGUGGUUGGGGGUCACGGUGAAGAGUCAGGGGAUCGGAGGGAAAGUGGUGACGUGUGCUCACCUGUACGAACUGAGGCAGCGGGUCAAUCAGCCGUCCGAAACCCGAGACCCGAUUGGACGCUGCUACAUGCUGAGUGAGGACCUGACCGAGAGGGACGAUCUGGACGGAGGGGAGUGGAAGUUCUGUGAGGGACGUCCUCAGGGUCACGAGCAGUUCGGCUUCUGUCAGCAGGGCCUGGCCGCCAGCUUCACUCCCGACAACAACUAUGUCCUGUUCGGGGCUCCCGGGACCUACAACUGGAAAGGGCUCUUGUUCAUGGCCAGUCCCAUUGAGGAUGCAUUGGUGUACAAAACUCUGGAACCCUCCCAGCGGCCCGUGUUUGAGGAUGUAGCUCAGAAUAGCUACCUAGGCUUUUCUGUGGAUUCAGCUAAAGGAAUAAUGAGCCGGGGGGAGCUGACCUUCGUAGCUGGAGCACCGAGAGCCAAUCACACCGGAGCGGUGGUCCUGCUGAAGAAGGAUAACGUGUACCGGCUGGUUCCUGAGUUUAUUCUGUGGGGGGAGGAGCUCGCCUCAUCCUUUGGCUACUCUGUGACCACCACUGACCUCAAUAAGGACGGCUGGACUGAUUUAAUUGUGGGAGCUCCAAACUUCUUUGAUCGUAAAGCCGAGAUCGGAGGAGCCGUGUACGUGUUCUUAAACCCGGCAAGUCACUGGGAGAAAGCUCGACCCAUCCGCCUCAAUGGAACCUAUGACUCCAUGUUUGGCAUGACAGUCAGCAGCGUGGGAGAUUUGGACCAGGACGGUUAUGGAGAUGUUGCUGUCGGAGCUCCGUUUGAUGGAGAUGGAAAAGUGUUUAUCUUCAGAGGCUCUGCGACUGGCAUCGACACCAAACCCUCUCAGGUUCUCGAUGGACUGAAUGCAGGUGUAAAACGCUUUGGAUAUUCAAUAUCAGGAGGUCUAGACAUUGAUGGGAAUCUUUACCCUGAUCUAGCAGUGGGAUCCCUCAGUGACCAGGUGGUUCUUUACAGGUCACGUCCAGUGGUCCACGUGAGCAGAGACAUUUCCCUGAAGCCUCAGCAGAUCGAUCUGGCUCAGCAGAACUGCAAAGGGAGGGAAGGCGUGUGUGUGGAGAUUGAGGCGUGUUACACCUACACUGCUCACCCAGAAUCCUUUUCACCGCACAUAACACUUGCUGUACAUUUUGAAGCAGACACAGAGCGCAGGAAGUUGGGCCUGCCCCACAGAGUUCACUUCCUGGGUCGAACAGCGUCUGAGCCAGAGUACGUUCACUCUGAGGAGGUGGAGCUGAGGGGUCAGAACCAUCCAGCCUGUCAGACAGCCACCUUUGUGCUACAGGAGAACAUCAGGGAUAAGCUCCGUCCCAUCUCUCUCGCAAUCACACACACAAUAAAGAAGACCCGUCAUCACGGACACAUCGGUGAUAAACACCUGGGCCGGCUGAAUCCAGUCCUGGGCAUCAGCACCUCCAACACCUACUACUCUGAGGUGAACUUCCUGAGAGAAGGCUGUGGUGAAGAUAAGAUCUGUCAGAGUAACCUGAAGCUCAGCUAUCAGUUUGGCACCAGAGCCCCCAUUUCAGACCUAUUCACCCCUUUACCACUAGACGAGGACGGAGUGCCCGUGUUCUCUUUGUCUGAUCAGAGGUCAGUGGUGCUGGAAGUCACGGUCACCAACAUGCCCUCCGACCCUGAGAACCCGCAGGAGGACGGUGAUGAUGCCCACGCUGCUCAGAUGCUGGUCACUCUGCCCAGCACGCUGUCCUACUCUGGCGUCAGAGGACAGCAGGUUGUGUGUCAAGCCAAUCAGAACGGUUCUCAGGCAGAGUGUGAGUUGGGCAACCCCGUCAGACGAGAUGCCAUGCUGAAGUUCUACAUCAUCCUGAGCACCUCAGACAUCACCAUCGAAACCACAUCUUUAUCAGUAGACCUGCUGAUGUCAACGAUCAGUGAGCAGCCUGGUCUGAGCACAGUCACAGCGUUCGCUCGAGUGGUGAUAGAGCUCCCCCUGGCGGUCAGUGGGCUGGCUCGUCCUCAUCAGCUGUUCUUCAGCGGGACGGUCAGAGGAGAGAGCGCCAUGAAGACUCUGGAUGACGUGGGCAGUGAAGUGGAGUAUGAGUUCAUGGUCACCAACACCGGUCAGUCUGUCCAGACUGUCGGCUCUGCGUUCCUGAACAUCAUGUGGCCUCAUGAGCUGGCGAACGGGAAGUGGCUGCUGUAUCCCUCCAGCCUGAAGAUCGAGGGUCACCCGCACUCCCACUGCACUCACCUUUCAGCUCUCAACCCACGAGGACUGAGCUCCACUGAGCCACAUGCACAUCAUCUAAAGACGAGGAGAAAGACGCGCUCUCAUCCAGAGGAGGAGGGGGAGGCCGUGACGAAGGGCGGUCCGCUCAACAGCACUCCAGCUGUGGCGGCGUCUGAGAGGAGGAAGUCGCUCAAACUGGACUGUCUGCUGGGUUCUGCCCGCUGUGUGCUCUUUCAGUGUCCACUGCACAGCUUCUCAGGAACCGCACUGUUCAAGAUCAGAGGACGCUUGUGGAACAGCACCUUCAUAGAGGAGUUCUCCUCAGUCAGUGCUCUGGAGCUGCUGGUCAGAGCCAACAUCACAGUAAAGUCCAGCAUUAAACACCUGGUGCUGAGAGAUGCUGCUGCUCAGGUUCCAGUGAUGAUCUACCCUGAACACGGGAUCUCAGACCAGUACUGGAUCCCCUGGUGGAUCAUCCUCAUCGCUAUCCUGGCUGGAGUUCUGGUCUUAGCACUGCUGGUCUGCAUCCUCUGGAAGUGUGGGUUCUUUAAGCGUACAGAGCGCCGUCCUCAGUAUGAGACAGAAUAUUACAGAGCUCACCUGCAGCUUCAGCCGUCUGACGCUGAGAAACAGGAGCUCCAGUAGAGUCUCACCACCUGCUACCCCCCCACAGCGUGUGGGUUCUUCCGGAGGGCUCAGUAUAAAGACAAGGUUCCUCAGUACCACGCUGUGAAGAUCCCACGGCAAGAACGUUCUCAGUUUCAGGACGAGAAGUCCAUCAUAUUACACAAGAAGGAGUGGGCCACCCACUGGACUGAUGGAACAUCUUGAUGUUCUGGAACUUUCCUUCUCUCCUCCCUUGUUUUGACCACAGCAGACUUGACUCCCUCACCGUCCCGAGAGCAGACAGAACUGCCGAGCUUCGAGACGCUGCACACUAACGCCGAACAUAUUUCAUAGCCUUCAGUAUCAUUACUAACAUGUACAGAUAUUAAUGACAUCAUAAGCUCAUAAACACACUGACAGAGUUUAAACACCGACUCACCAAAGAAAACAUGCUGAACAUACUGUCAGCUUUACUUUACAGACUGAAGAACAGCUUCAUCUUUACAGAUGGAACAGCAGCUUCGCUUUACAGACUGAACAGCAGCUUAAUCUGUACAGACUGAACAGCAGCUUCAUUCUAUACAGAGUAAACAGCAGCUUCAUCUUUAAAGACCGAACAGCAGCUUUACUUUACAGACUGAACAGCAACUUCAUCUGUAAAAACUGAACAGCAGCUUCAUCUUUAUAGACUGAACAGCAGCUUCAUAUUUACAGACCGCAGAGCAGCUUCACUCUGUACAGACUGAACAGCAGCUUUACUCUGUACAGACUGAACAGCAGCUUUGCUUUACAGACUGAACAGCAGCUUCAUCUGUACAGACUGAACAGCAGCUUCACUCUAUACAGACUGAACAGCAGCCUCACCUGUAAAGACUGAACAGCAGCUUCAAUCUAUAAAGACUGAACAGCAGCUUCAUCUGUAUAGACUGAACAGCAGCUUCACUCUAUACAGACUGAACAGCAGCUUCACCUGUAAAGACUGAACAGCAGUUUCAAUCUAUAAAGACUGAACAGCAGCUUCAUCUUUACAGACUGAAGCUGAAGUUUCUGAUAGAAGUGCCUUCAUUACAGAACUGAAACAGAACUGAAGGAAGCUCAUUACUUAGAAGCUUUGCAUCAGACAGAACCUCUGAAAUGUUUUACAGAGAACCUGUUAAAUGGUUCUGUCAGACCAGCUGUGAGCACUCCAAUGAAACCAGUGCUUCCAGUAAAAGGCAUUUUAAACGUGCAAGUAAAUGUAGAGCUGACACUGUGAUAACUGUGACAGUGUUUAAAAAGCUUUUAUUAUUUUAUAACUGUUUCAACAGUUUCUACAGUCCCAUCAUCAUCAUCAUCAUCAUUAUCGCCACCAUCAUCAUCAACAUCAUUAUCAUCAUUAUUACCAUUAACAUUCUUAUUACAGCCUUACAGGAACAGCUUACCAAAAAAUUGAAUUCACAUGUUCUCAGAGCUGUUUAAUGUUUCCUAUUUUGUGCUUUGAGGCUGAUGUACAGCCAUUUGCAAAAGUUUGUGUGCCCCUGGUCAAUUAGCAUGUUGUUGAUUUUUUUCUGAAAGUAAAUAAAUAACUUAUCCUCUACAGUGAACACACUU